Messenger RNA from Drosophila miranda, 551 nucleotides. RefSeq lists its product as uncharacterized. The transcript has a single exon. The coding region runs from base 90 to 467 and encodes 125 amino acids. NCBI's taxonomy places the organism in Eukaryota, Metazoa, Arthropoda, Insecta, Diptera, Drosophilidae. The record is from RefSeq and is a predicted model, not a curated record.
CGCAGUCGAUUAAUGUGGCCCCAUCGCCCCAUCUCUAUUUAUGCGUAAAUCGUCAUUUAUUUAGUUUUUAUUUUUCGACAUUUUAUAAAAUGUUUUCGGUAUUUGGUAAGCGAAAGCCCACCGCCACUCCCACUGAGGAGGCCAUACAAGGUCCUGCGGAUGCCCCCCGACCCAGUGGUGGCGAUGACUUUGUGUUCAUUGAGAGAAAGCCCAGCGCAAAUCCUGGCGGAAUAUACCCGCCCUCGACGCCAUUCACGGCGCCAGUGUCCGGCCCCGCAAGCUACAGCUAUCUGGACGACAUACCCUUCCAGCUGUCGCCCCAUCUAACCACCAAGGAAGCCAGCCUCAGUGCCGAGCAGCAGAUGGACGCCGCCUUGGCCCUCUUAACGCGCCAGAUGUCCGUCGAUCGUCUGGCCGAGGAAUACACCUUCGCCCUGGAGCGGUCCGUGCAAAAGGAUAGCAACUAGAGAGCUGAUUAAAUGUAUAUUUUAACUACAAAUAGCUUUAUCAUAGUUUUAAUGUCAUUAUGUAAUAAAGGAUUGAAUAUUGAA